Messenger RNA from Manduca sexta (tobacco hornworm), 895 nucleotides. RefSeq names its product dopamine N-acetyltransferase. The record is from RefSeq and is a predicted model, not a curated record. NCBI's taxonomy places the organism in Eukaryota, Metazoa, Arthropoda, Insecta, Lepidoptera, Sphingidae. The coding region runs from base 206 to 874 and encodes 222 amino acids. The transcript has 5 exons. Gene Ontology annotation, molecular function: N-acetyltransferase activity.
UCACCGUUAUUAUGUAAAUGCACAUGUCGUACCUACAUCAGUUGCGCGUGAGCGUCCACUACGUUUCAACUUAUCGAUUUAUCCUCAAAGUAUUAAAAAUUAUAGUGAUGUAUUAAAUAUAGUAGAAAUAUAGUGUUCUAUUUUUAUUUAAAAGGCGUCGUGGCAAUGAUCUGUGUUUGAUUAAGUAGAAAUCGAACUGCGAACAAUGUCUCAACCUGGCUACACGAUAGCACCGGUACAGAAAGAAGAUGCCGAUGAUAUCAUGGAUUUACUUAAAAGAACAUUCUUCAUAGACGAACCCCUCAACCAAGCAAUUGGAUUGUGCGAAAACGAAACCUGUACAGAAUUAGAAGAAUACUGCUCAGAGUCUAUGCUAAAAGGCCUGUCGUUCAAAGCAAUCGAUGCUGAUGGAAACAUAAUAGGUGUUAUGAUUAGUGGAGUAUGCCCUUUAAAAGUAGAAGACGACGACAACUUAUUAAGCCAAGCUGAGAGGUGUCAAAAUCCCAAAUUCAAGAGGAUAUUGUACAUACUAGCGCGAAGAGAAGAAGGUUCUAAACUACACGAACAAUUUCCAGAUGACGAGCAUAUUGUGGACGUAAAAGUGGCUGCCACGGAUCCCAGUUGGAGACGGCGUGGGAUUAUGAAGGAACUUGUUAGGGUGACCGAAAAAGCCACAAAACAGCGAGGUAUCCGUCUACUCCGUAUGGACACAUCGAGUGCCUACUCCGCGAUGUCUGCUGAGAGACUAGGCUUCACGUGUUAUUACGACGCUUUAUACAAAGAUAUUACCAUGGAUGGUCGACCUAUCAUAGUGCCAGAACCACCGCAUGUGAACGAUAGAGUCUACAUAAAAACGUUGUUUGAAAAACCUUAAUAUAUUGUUUACUGUCGAGAG